CCAGUAAACCACUCACAAACUUUUCUCUCCCCAACUAUACAUACAACAACUGUAUAUAUACAUCCUCCCUAUAUUUUCUCGAUUUUGAAUUUUGAAUUUUGUUGAAUUUCUGUGUUGAAUCGGCUAUGGCGACGAUGUCGCAGAAGAAAGAUGCGGAUCGGAUCAGGGGGCCAUGGAGUCCUGAAGAGGAUGAGCUGUUGCAGAGGCUGGUGGAGAAGCACGGGCCGAGGAAUUGGUCUCUGAUCAGCAAAUCGAUUCCGGGGAGGUCCGGGAAGUCGUGCCGGCUGCGGUGGUGCAACCAGCUGUCGCCGCAGGUGGAGCACCGGGCGUUCACGGCGGAGGAGGAUGAGAAGAUAGUUAGGGCGCACGCGAAGUUCGGGAACAAGUGGGCCACCAUCGCGCGGCUGCUGAGCGGGCGGACGGAUAACGCGAUUAAGAAUCACUGGAACUCGACGUUGAAGCGGAAGAGCGCGGCGGCGGCGGUGUCGGAGGACUCGAGCGGCUUCGAGCCGCGGCGGAAGAGAUCUUCGAGCGUCGGGGCGGCGGGGGUGAAUGUUUCGGGUUCGGGUUCGGUUUCCGGGUUUUAUGUGAGCCCCGGGAGCCCGUCCGGAUCUGAUUUGAGCGAUUCUAGCCUCCCUCACCUUUACCGCCCCAUUGCUCGCACCGGCGGGGUCUUUCCGGUGACACAGAUCGAAACGGCUUCUUCGCCGGCGGCGAAUGAUCCUCCGACUUCUCUCACUCUCUCUUUACCCGGAUCCGAUACCUCUGAAACUCCCAGUCCCACCUCUGUAACCCCCACCAGUCAACUCGUACACUCACCCCACGCGCCGCACGCGCCGCCUCCGCCUCCGCCACCACCACCACUCCCCAGAACCCCUAUUUCUUUCACCCCCGUGGUGGCUCCACCACAACCACCGCCGCCGCCGCCACCGCCACCACUCCCUUCUUUACCCCCUCAAACACAUCAAAACUUCGAGUUUUUACCUACGCCGCCGCCGCAAAUGGCGGAGAAACCGCUCUUCAGCCCAGAGUUCCUGGCCGUACUGCAGGACAUGAUCAGGAAAGAGGUGAGGACUUACAUGUCCGGCGUCGACAAAAACGGGCUCUGUAUGCCGACUGAAGCAAUCCGAAAUGCCGUCGUCAAACGAAUCAGCCUUAGCAGGAUCGAAUAACUGAGCUUCCCUCCCUUGACGGUAGUGCUUUUGUAUAGGAGAUGGUCGGUCAAUGUUAAGCUCGCCUGAACUCCGGCGAUCGUCGAUGGGUUGCUCUUCAGUCUUCCCUUGUAGAAUUUCCAUCAGUCUGUGUCUGUCUAUAAAAACAAAAUAAUUUUGCAGGCAUAUAGCGAUGAAAGAGACGGAGAGAUCUCUAAACAGUAGUCCCGUCGAUGAGAAAUCGCCGGAAAAGAAGAACCAUAUCGGAAAAAAUGGACAAUUUCCGGCUGAGAUGCAAAAUUGAAUUCUGA
Molecule: messenger RNA, 1462 nt
Organism: Ipomoea nil (Japanese morning glory)
Lineage: Eukaryota; Viridiplantae; Streptophyta; Magnoliopsida; Solanales; Convolvulaceae
Product: transcription factor MYB44-like
Exons: 1
Coding region: 126-1172 (348 amino acids)
Biological process (GO): regulation of DNA-templated transcription
Cellular component (GO): nucleus
Molecular function (GO): DNA-binding transcription factor activity, RNA polymerase II-specific; RNA polymerase II cis-regulatory region sequence-specific DNA binding
Source: RefSeq, a predicted model, not a curated record